AUGCCACCUAAGACCAAAGAAAAAGGUAGGAAAUCUGGGACACAGAAGAAGAAAAAGAACUUGAGUGUUGAUGUGGAGGCCGAGGCCAAGCACAGGCUGAUGGUGCUGGAGAAGGAGCUGCUCCUGGACCACUUGGCUCUGCGGAGGGAUGAGUCCCGUAGAGCCAAGGCUUCCGAAGAGCUGCUGAAGCAAAAGUUGCAAGGGUUAGAGGCAGAACUCAAAGAGGCCCGAAGUGAAGAGAAGGCUAUAUAUGCAGAGAUGAGCCGCCAGCAUCAGGCCUUGAAGGAGAAGUUGGAAACCCGCAGCAAUCAGCUGGAAGAGGAAGUAAGGGGUCUUCGGGAGCAGCUAGAAAUGUGCCAGAAGGAGGCUAAGGCUGAAAGGGAAGAGGCUGAGCAAGCCCUCAGAGAGCGGGACCAGACCCUGACUCAGCUUAGGGCCCAGGUGGUGGACAUGGAGGCCAAGUACCAGGAAAUCUUACAUCUGAAAGCCUGGUGUCUGCAGGGCAGCCUGGACCAGCUCUUGGCCAAACUGAGAGCUGUUAAGCCUCACUGGGAUGGGGCCGUGCUGAGACUUCAUGCCAAGCACAAGGAGCAGCUGCGCCAAUUUGGCCUCAACCCUCUGGAUCUUUGAGGCUGCCAGCCU
This is a messenger RNA of Urocitellus parryii (Arctic ground squirrel), 642 nucleotides long. It is a transcript of the gene Drc12, whose product is annotated as dynein regulatory complex subunit 12 homolog. The record is from RefSeq and is a predicted model, not a curated record. Lineage: Eukaryota; Metazoa; Chordata; Mammalia; Rodentia; Sciuridae.